Messenger RNA from Neomonachus schauinslandi (Hawaiian monk seal), 1101 nucleotides. It is a transcript of the gene HTR1F, whose product is annotated as 5-hydroxytryptamine receptor 1F. NCBI's taxonomy places the organism in Eukaryota, Metazoa, Chordata, Mammalia, Carnivora, Phocidae. Gene Ontology annotation, molecular function: G protein-coupled serotonin receptor activity; neurotransmitter receptor activity. The transcript has a single exon. The record is from RefSeq and is a predicted model, not a curated record. The coding region runs from base 1 to 1101 and encodes 366 amino acids. Gene Ontology annotation, cellular component: plasma membrane; dendrite. Gene Ontology annotation, biological process: G protein-coupled receptor signaling pathway, coupled to cyclic nucleotide second messenger; chemical synaptic transmission.
AUGGAUUUCUUAAACUCAUCUGAUCAAAACUUGACCUCAGAAGAACUGUUAAACAGAAUGCCAUCCAAAAUUCUGGUGUCCCUCACUCUCUCUGGGCUGGCCCUGCUGACGACGACCAUCAACUCCCUUGUGAUUGCUGCAAUUAUUGUGACCCGGAAGCUGCACCACCCAGCCAACUAUUUAAUUUGCUCCCUUGCAGUCACAGAUUUUCUUGUAGCUGUCCUGGUGAUGCCUUUCAGCAUUGUGUAUAUUGUGAGAGAGAGCUGGAUUAUGGGGCAAGUGGUCUGUGACAUCUGGCUGAGCACUGACAUCACAUGCUGCACGUGUUCCAUCUUACAUCUCUCUGCUAUAGCUUUGGAUCGGUAUCGGGCAAUCACAGAUGCUGUGGAGUACUCCAGGAAAAGGACUCCCAAGCAUGCUGGCAUUAUGAUUACAAUUGUUUGGAUUAUAUCUAUUUUUAUCUCUAUGCCUCCUUUAUUCUGGAGGCACCAAGGAACUAGCCGAGAUGAUGAGUGCAUCAUCAAACAUGACCACAUUGUUUCCACUAUUUACUCAACGUUUGGAGCUUUCUACAUCCCAUUGACAUUGAUUUUGAUCCUCUACUACAAAAUAUAUAAAGCAGCAAAAACAUUAUACCACAAGAGACAAGCAAGUAGGAUUGCUAAGGAGGAGGUGAAUGGCCAAGUCCUUUUGGGGAGUGGUGAGAAAAGCACUAGACUAGUCUCCACACCCUACAUGCUAGAAAAAUCUUUAUCUGAUCCAUCAACAGACUUUGAGAAAAUUCAUAGCACAGUGAAAAGCCCCAGGUCUGAAUUCAAGCAUGAGAAAUCUUGGAGAAGGCAAAAGAUCUCAGGCACAAGAGAACGCAAAGCAGCCACUACCCUGGGAUUAAUCUUGGGUGCAUUUGUAAUAUGUUGGCUGCCUUUCUUUGUUAAAGAAUUGGUUGUUAAUGUCUGUGAAAAGUGUAAAAUUUCUGAAGAAAUGUCAAAUUUUUUGACAUGGCUUGGCUAUCUCAAUUCCCUUAUAAAUCCACUGAUUUAUACAAUCUUUAAUGAAGACUUCAAGAAAGCAUUCCAAAAGCUUGUACGAUGCCGAUGUUAA